Molecule: messenger RNA, 1242 nt
Organism: Suillus paluster
Lineage: Eukaryota; Fungi; Basidiomycota; Agaricomycetes; Boletales; Suillaceae
Exons: 4
Coding region: 52-1173 (373 amino acids)
Biological process (GO): maturation of SSU-rRNA from tricistronic rRNA transcript (SSU-rRNA, 5.8S rRNA, LSU-rRNA)
Cellular component (GO): nucleolus
Source: RefSeq, a predicted model, not a curated record
GAAUAUUUGUUUCUCCCCGUCCAUCAACACUAGGUGAAAAGACAUACUAACAUGUCCAGUGUCCCCCCAUCCAAAAAAGCGCGCACUAAAUCAUCAUCGCGCAAAGCCAAGCCAUCCAUAUCACAGACCGCCCCAGAUGAAGUCCUCAUAGACUCAGAGCCUGCAUCUGCUUCUGCAUCAAAAACUGCCCGGUACGCCGAGUCCUCAUCUCUUGCGGUGCACUCUGGCGUCGAGCUCGGGGAGGAUCAAGCGAUGGAAGACCUUGCCGCAUCUCAGAUCGAAGGUGCACUUGAUGCUGAUCUCGCGGAACUCUCCCUUGGCCAGCGUCUCGCCGCAAUAUCAGGUGAUGCACGCCCCUCCUCAUCAGAUUCUGAAGAAGAAGGGCAAUCCCAAUCACCACGAAAACAAAAGCAGGACGCGCCGAAUGUUGUACCUGCACACUCACUUACCAGAACACUUAUACAAGCGCUCCACUCAUCUGACUCGAAACUGCUUGAAACUUGUCUUGCACAUUCUGACCCGGCAUUGGUACGGAACACUGUGCGGCGGUUACCGCCCCAGCUGGCGGUGCCGUUGCUCACGACAUGUGUAGAGCGUCUUGGCCGUGGUCCACGCGCAGCAAGCAUGAAAGGCGGUGGCGGAGGCGCCAGUUCGCAACGGGGUAUGGGUCUCGUUAUAUGGGUCAAGACUGUCCUUGCAGUCCAUAGCGGUCAUCUUAUGACGAUGCCCGACCUUGUAUCACGGCUCUCAGGUCUACACGUUACACUGACGUCCCGGCUUGCAUUACAAGACUCCCUCCUCUCACUGAACGGUCGGCUAGAUAUGGUACUCUCACAGAUCGAGAUGCGUUCGUCCACCGCACCCACGCUGCUUGCACCCCAUAAGAAUGGGGUAUCAACAGCAUCACAAGGAGAGAGGCAGCCAACGAGAUACGUGGAAGGCGAUAGCGAAGAGGAGGGCAUGGAAGUUGGUGUAGAGAGUGGAGAGGAUGAAGGAAGUGUAGAAGAUAUAGAGCUCGGUGGUGAAAGUGAAGCUGAGGAAACGGACGAACAGGGCAGUGACGAAGAAGACGAAGAAGAAGAUUCAGACGGCGAAGGACCUACAUUAAAUGGGUUCAUCGAUGAUGAGGCAGAGGAGUUCGAGGACGACGAAGAGGAUGAUGAGAGUGAAUAAUAUCCGUCCCACACAUCAGCGCUCAGCUUUGCACCUUGCACAUUUAUCAUCUGAUAUAGUACACAAACC